CCCAUUUAUUAAAACGAUUUAAUUGGACGACGCAGGGAAAGCCUUUGUCACGCCCACAUGCGACCGGUUGGAGGGGGGUAGUGCGACCAUGUGCGUUUUCGCGUCGGAGCAGUGUAAAUUCACCAAAUGGUCGGAACCAAUUAGGCGGAACUGUUGGCGUGUCCGCAGUUUCCAGCCGGACUGUGAUUGUUGCAAUGGUGUGAUUAAUUGGAGUAAAAUGGCAGCUGUUUUAUCUCCCAGGCCGUGUGAUGAUAGUAACCCCGGGACGCCUGGAGUUCAGUCUCUGAAGGAUGACAUUGAAGAAAAUUCAAGUGAUGGCAGUCAAGCACCAAAGAGAAGACGAAUGGGUUCUGGAGACAGUUCCAGGAGCUGCGACACAUCUAUUAAUGAACUCGGACCUACAUACUUUCCUGCUGAAAAUCUGACAGAGUACAAAUGGCCCCCAGAUGACACUGGAGAGUAUUAUAUGUUACAAGAGCAAGUCAGCGAAUAUUUAGGAGUUACCUCAUUCAAGCGGAAAUAUCCUGACUUGGAAAGAAGAGAUCUAUCCCACAAGGAGAAGCUUUAUCUACGGGAACAAAAUGUCAUCACAGAGACACAGUGUACUUUAGGUCUUACUGCGUUGCGCAGUGAUGAGGUGAUUGAUUUGAUGAUUAAGGAGUACCCAGCUAAACAUGCAGAGUACUCCGUUAUCCUUCAGGAGAAAGAACGACAAAGGAUCACUAAAGAAUAUUCAGUGAGCACCCUGAGUGCGCAGCAAAAUCCUCAAAGGGUUGAAGCCAGCAAAGUCCCAGAGUACAUCAAGAAAGCUGCUAAAAAAGCAGCUGAGUUUAACAGUAAUUUCAAUAGAGAGCGGAUGGAGGAGAGAAGAGCAUAUUUUGAUCUUCAAACACAUAUAAUUCAGGUACCUCAAGGGCGAUACAAAGUCCUCCCACCAGAAAAGACCAAAACAGGACCAUAUCCAGUUGCACUCAUCCCAGGCCAGUUUCAGGAAUACUACAAGAGUUAUUCUCCAAAUGAGCUACGUUACCUUCCCUUGAACACAGCACUGUUUGAGCCCCCACUGGACCCUGAACUGCCUGCCCUGGAUAGUGAUGGAGACUCAGAUGAUGGUGAAGAGGGCAAGGGAGAAGACGGCAAAAAAAACAAAGGCUCCUCUGACAGUUCAUCUGGAAACACCUCAGAUGGAGACAGCCAGGACGGUGGGGUCCAAGCCAAAGGCAAGAACAAGGACCGGGCAGGCACCCAGAGCAAAGACGCCACUCCUCGCCCCAUCCAACACAAAUCUGUCCCUGGGUACAAGCCUAAGGUCAUUCCCAAUGCUAUAUGUGGCAUAUGCCAGAAGGGUAAGGAGGCCAACAGGAAGGGCAAACCAGAGGCACUCAUCCACUGCUCCCAAUGCCAAAACAGUGGUCACCCGUCCUGUCUGGAUAUGAGUGCGGAGCUGGUGGUGCUGAUAAAGACCUACCCGUGGCAGUGCAUGGAGUGCAAGACGUGCACGGUGUGUGAGCAGCCCCACCACGAGGAGGAGAUGAUGUUCUGUGACAAGUGUGACCGUGGCUUCCACACGUUCUGCGUGGGCAUGGACUCCAUUCCUCUGGGCUGCUGGGUGUGUGAUUGCUGCAACAAAGAUUCUUCCUCACCUAAGAAAAAAACACCGUCAAAAACACCUAAAAAAUCCAAAUAGGUUUAUGUGAGCGUAGAUGUCAAUGAGCUGUACUGAUUAUAUGACAAUUUUGAUAAUGGUUUCUAAUUUGUACCAUUGUGGGUUAUGUUUUUUUUUUUAAUUGUUAUUAUUGACUGAGACUAAAUCAGCCACACAAUCAGCCAAUAAUGUUUACUCUGUAGAUUGUUCUGCACAGCUAUUAAGCUAUACUUGUUGUUGUUACUUUUUUUUAUUUACAACUUUAUAAAAUAAACAGCAAAAAUGCCACCCCAAA
Messenger RNA from Astyanax mexicanus (Mexican tetra), 1940 nucleotides. RefSeq names its product PHD finger protein 10 (gene phf10). The record is from RefSeq and is a predicted model, not a curated record. Lineage: Eukaryota; Metazoa; Chordata; Actinopteri; Characiformes; Acestrorhamphidae. The transcript has 13 exons. Gene Ontology annotation, cellular component: npBAF complex. Bases 89 to 1687 code for a protein of 532 amino acids.